This is a messenger RNA of Sycon ciliatum, 2340 nucleotides long. Its product is annotated as digestive cysteine proteinase 1-like. The transcript has a single exon. Bases 125 to 1789 code for a protein of 554 amino acids. Gene Ontology annotation, cellular component: lysosome. Lineage: Eukaryota; Metazoa; Porifera; Calcarea; Leucosolenida; Sycettidae. Gene Ontology annotation, biological process: immune response; positive regulation of apoptotic signaling pathway; positive regulation of peptidase activity. The record is from RefSeq and is a predicted model, not a curated record. Gene Ontology annotation, molecular function: cysteine-type endopeptidase activity; cysteine-type endopeptidase activator activity involved in apoptotic process.
UCCACUGGCAGGUGACUGUCGUCUCCCCCGCGCGCUAUUGCCUUUAUUGGCGGUCGACGUAAGUUUUAGUUUAGUUUGUUACCUGCACUGGCUGCAGCAGAUCACCUGGCUGGUAGUGGCCACGAUGUGGGCCGCGUCGUCACUAUGGCUUUGUUGCCUGAGCGGGGCAGUGUUUGCGUCGGCAAGGGCCGACAAGAAAAUUCCGGCAUUCCCCAGCAGGUACAUGGCGCAAGGGACCAUCAGUCUGCCGUAUGCCGAGAUCGUUGAGCCCUACACGGCUUACGUUGAUGGCGACAAUGAUAGAAGCAGGAUCGACACGUACCACGGCCUGGCAUCGGUGUUCCGCCUCGGAAACGAGGGCGCGCACGGCACGAAGCUGAAAGUCGUCUACGAAACGACGGAACAAUUCCUGAACAAGCGGACCUGCUUCCAUUUGAACGGAUCGUCAUCCGCGCCGCUGCAUCACCACUCGCUGUUGCCCAACAACCCGGAGCGGUUCGAGUUUACCGAAACAAAGCAGUGCAGUUUUGGAAGCGCCGAGGUGUGUGAGGUAUACGGGUAUAAAGUGCAGCAUGGCGACAAGAUCGAUUAUUACACAUUCACAAUGAUGGUCCGGGAUGACGGCGCUUCCGUGCCAGUGCGAUUUCACUUCCUGGGAGCGGACCUGGUGUUUUCGUCACACUUCGACGAGUACAUCUUCACAUAUGACAAGUUCUAUGCAGUGACACUGGGGUUCCCUGCUGACACGUUUGUCCCACCUAUUGAAGAAUGCGUGGCGUUUCCCGCCGCUCCAGGGUCUGCGAUGCAACACCGGUGCACUGCGUUUGAUCGACUCACUGCAGCCCCGCUGCCUGAGGACAGCAUAGACGUCGCGUUCAGGAGCUUCAAAGCCAAGCACAGCAAGGCAUACGCAAACGCCAGGGAGCACUUUGAACGCAGCUGCGUAUACCGCGCCAGCCACCAUUUUGUCGAGUCGUCCAAUCGACGCAACCUUGGCUAUCGCUCCGAGUUGAAUCACCUGGCUGAUUUGUUUCCGGCCGAGAAAAGAAGACUGCGGGGCCUACUCCCAAGUACCGGAACCUCGUACCCAGCUGAUACGCUGUGGUUUGAAGCGGCUAAUCCGGCGCAAACCAUACCAGAGAGCCGCGAUUGGCGCAUCUACGGCGCAGUGACGUCCGUCAAGGAUCAAGGAAUAUGCGGCUCGUGCUGGGCGUUUGGCGUGACGGGCGUCAUCGAGGGAGCCUACUUCAUAAAGCAUGGCCGCCGCACCAUGCUGAGUGAGCAGAGCUUGAUCGACUGCACGUGGGGCGUGAAGAACCUGGGAUGCGAAGGUGGCCUCGAGGUACCUGCGUAUCAAUGGAUCAUGAACCACGGUGGAAUCGCCACGUCAGAAAGCUACGGCCCAUACCUGAUGCAGGAUGGCAAGUGUAACUAUGCCAACGCCACCAUUGGCACGACGAUCAGUGCGUACGUCCGCGUCAGGCCGCAUAACGAAACGGACUUGCUGCUGGCCUUGAUGGAACAACCGGUGGCAGUGAACAUUGAUGCUGGCCACGAGUCAUUUUCCUACUAUGCUAGUGGUGUUUACUAUGAGCCGAAAUGCCACAAUAAAAAAUCUGGUCUUGACCAUGCCGUGCUGGCCGUAGGGUUCGGGACACUCAACGGCGAUGACUAUUGGUUGGUGAAGAACUCCUGGUCGACGCACUGGGGCAACAACGGCUACGCUCUGAUGAGCCGUAAGAACAAUAACUGCGGAGUGGCCACUGAUGCACAGUUCGUUAGGCUGUAGAGUUUAGCCACUGGUGACGCACCUGCACUGACAAGCCUAUCCAGCUCCCUGUGACCUUGGCUGGAAUAUGGCAUGGUGUGGUUUAUUUUACUUAGCGCCGGUUGACUACUGAGUAGUGAUCAGCAUGCAAUACAAUCAUGUACAUCCACAUUGGGUUAUAAUAUACAAGUCGUAGGUUUUUGUGAUCUCGAUAUCGUCAACAAAAGGUAGUAUAGUGUAUUAGUGUGCAUUGUAACGUUACUUUGUGUAUGGGAUGCUGUGGCCGACUUCGUAUUUAUUCAUUAUUCUUGUGACCCACUGUGCGUAAAUUAGGUUUUGUCAUGAAGUUUCACUUCACCAUAGCUACACAUGAUGUGGUGAUUUGUUUUCAAAACAAACAUUUCAAAUGCAGUGAUUGCCACUGUCUGCCAUGCCACUAAGUUGGGCACUAACUUAGGUGCAUCGGUAAUGGAUCUAACGGUUUCGGUAGCACCUACUGGCUUCGGUAUAGAUGCACUCCAGUUUUCUUCUACCCCAAACUGUGGAGUUCGCUAAGAAAGUUGUGAACAUCA